AUGGUCCUCUCAUUUAUCCUGGUUCAGAAUCGCCAGGGGAAAACGCGCCUGGCGAAAUGGUACUCACCUUACAGUGAUGAAGAGAAAGUCAAACUGAAAGGCGAGGUCCAUCGCCUCGUCGCUCCCCGAGAUCAGAAAUACCAGUCCAACUUUGUUGAGUUCCGUCGGAGUACUAAGGUCGUCUACCGAAGAUAUGCUGGCUUGUUCUUUUGCGUCUGCGUCGACGCGAAUGACAACGAACUAGCCUAUCUCGAAGCAAUCCAUUUCUUCGUCGAAGUGCUGGACCAAUUCUUUGGCAAUGUGUGCGAGUUGGAUUUGGUCUUCAAUUUCUACAAGGUCUACGCUAUCCUGGACGAAGUAUUUCUCGCAGGCGAGAUUCAAGAGACAAGCAAGCAGGUUGUUCUCACGCGAUUAGAACACCUGGAUAAGUUGGAGUAG
This is a messenger RNA of Penicillium hordei, 438 nucleotides long. RefSeq names its product AP-2 complex subunit sigma. Gene Ontology annotation, biological process: protein transport; clathrin-dependent endocytosis. Bases 1 to 438 code for a protein of 145 amino acids. The record is from RefSeq and is a predicted model, not a curated record. Gene Ontology annotation, molecular function: clathrin-cargo adaptor activity. Gene Ontology annotation, cellular component: intracellular membrane-bounded organelle; AP-2 adaptor complex. Lineage: Eukaryota; Fungi; Ascomycota; Eurotiomycetes; Eurotiales; Aspergillaceae. The transcript is spliced from 5 exons.